Molecule: messenger RNA, 1387 nt
Organism: Stegostoma tigrinum
Lineage: Eukaryota; Metazoa; Chordata; Chondrichthyes; Orectolobiformes; Stegostomatidae
Product: serum paraoxonase/arylesterase 2-like
Exons: 9
Coding region: 39-1220 (393 amino acids)
Molecular function (GO): arylesterase activity
Source: RefSeq, a predicted model, not a curated record
AGUUAGCUUUUCAAAAACGCUGUUAUCAGCAAAUUCGGAUGAGAGGCCCCACCCACGGCAACCAGCAACGGCGAUUGGUUGGCUCUGUGUUCAGUGGAGGUCACUGUUCCUUGUUCCUGACACAGAGACCUGUCUUCACAAUGGGGAAGCUACUGAUAGUUGCGAUUUUCGCAGUCCUACUGUCUGCGGUCGCGUACAGGCUUUUAGAUUUGUGCAAUAGUUUGGGCGUAUUCAGGAAACUGCAUCCAGUCAAGCCUGGCAAUUGCUAUUUGAUCAAAGGAAUUGAGUAUGGUUCUGAAGACAUCAGCAUUCUUCCUGGAGGGCUGGCCCUUAUCAGCUCGGGUCUGAGACAUCCAUUGAUGCCUAAUUUUGCUUACGAUCGACCAGGCCAGAUUCUCCUUGUGGAUCUAAACCAACCGGUCCUGAAAGCUGUUGCACCGAGAAUCAGUCGUGGAUUUGAUGUGGAAUCCUUUAAUCCACAUGGGUUGAGUACAUAUAUAGAUGAGGAUGAUACUGUAUAUGUUUUUGUUGUGAACCAUCCACAGAAUAUGACCACAGUGGAAAUUUUCAAGUUUGAAGAGGAACAAAAUAGUUUGAUUCAUUUAGAGACCAUCCAACAUGAACUUUUACACAGUGUGAAUGAUAUUGUUGCAUUAAGCUCUGAUCGAUUCUAUGCCACCAAUGACCAUUAUUUCGUUCAGGAACCCUUAAAGACCUUUGGGUUUCUCUUCGGCUUGCCAUGGUGCAAUGUUAUUUACUACAGUCCUUCUGAAGUAAAAGAAGUGGCAACAGGAUUUAGACUUGCCAAUGGGAUUAACAUUUCCCCUGAUGGAAGAUAUAUCUAUAUUGCAGAUAGUUCUGCCCAGAACAUCCAUAUUAUGGAAAUAAAUCUGAAUAAUACUCUGAUUCCAGUGAAGACUUUGCAUUUGGAAACUUUACCAGACAAUCUGGAGGUGGACCCCAAGACUGGAGAUGUGUGGGUUGGUUGCUGUCCCAAUUGCUGGAAAAUGUUUGUUUACGAUCCUGAAAAUGGCCUAGGAUCUGAGGUAAUCAAAAUUGAAAACAUUCUAUCUGAGGAACCAAAAGUGACUCAAGUGUAUCUGAACAAUGACUCUGUUCUCCAAGGCUCAUCAGUUGCCAUUGCUUAUGAAGAAAAAUUGCUUAUUGGCACAAUCUUCCACAAAGCACUUUAUUGUGAACUCGGUAGUUCAUUACUAUGAGUUGAUACGUGCUUUCAUAGCUAGGAAUGUUCUAUCCGUUCAGGCAGUGAAUAAAACAUUUGUAAUACUUCCCUUUCUUUAGAGUAUGACAUUUAUGCCAAUGGUAAUGGUUUCAUUUUGCGUCUAACAUGGCAAUAAAUUGGGAUUUAAUUUUUUUUUGUAAAGUA